Durusdinium trenchii is the source of this 209-nucleotide messenger RNA. The record is from the annotation of a GenBank genome assembly. Lineage: Eukaryota; Dinophyceae; Suessiales; Symbiodiniaceae.
AUGUUCGAGCGUGUGCCCGGCCGCUGCAAGAAGGCUUGGCUGUGUGACUUCUGCCACCUCCAUGCGGGCCGAAAGAAGAAGGGCGAACCUUCGACGGAUCCGAAGGAGCCGGCACGCUCCAGCACCCUGGACUUCGAGUGGGACACCGAGAGCCGGGAGCAACUGGGGGAUCACAUGGCGCAUCAGUUGCAGCAGAUCCAGCAACUUCA